Molecule: messenger RNA, 636 nt
Organism: Zasmidium cellare ATCC 36951
Lineage: Eukaryota; Fungi; Ascomycota; Dothideomycetes; Mycosphaerellales; Mycosphaerellaceae
Exons: 3
Coding region: 1-636 (211 amino acids)
Molecular function (GO): protein binding
Source: RefSeq, a predicted model, not a curated record
AUGUCAGAGCGAUCUCGCAUUGUCGAGACCGCUCUCGCAAAAUUGCGCAGCGACAAAGAGAUUGCAGACUUUACUAUUGCUUCAAGCAGUGGCAAAGAGUGGAAAGUGCACAAAUUUGUGCUGUUCAUGUACUCCGACGUUUUGUAUCGCAUGAGCACUUCCAAGGAGUUUAUGGAAUGCCAGAACGGACGCAUGGUGCUGCAGGACAUACAAGACAGAUCUGUUGGAGCUCUGAUCGACUACAUGUACUCUGCGGACGUUGACCUCUCGUACCUUCAGGUCAAUCUCGAAGACAUGCUCCCGCUCUACAUCGAACUGUGGCGCCUGGCGGAUAUGUACAACGUGAAGGGUAUGCAGCAAGACGUAUUGCAUCAGUGCAAACAAUGGGCUUUCGACGGACCAUAUGUGGAUGCCAUGUGCGCUGCCGUACCCACAGUUCAGGGCAAGGAUGAUGUGCCAGGGGAGAUAACGAAUAUGGUUGUCGGAGAAUGGGCCAAUAUUCUUAGGGCUGGGCUGAUGUACGACGACCCAUGCGGCAUGGAGAAGAUCGAGUCGGUACUCGAUGACUAUCCCAUGUUUGCCGCAGAAGUACUGAAAGAGGUGGCUAGAAGCAUAAUGGGGAACAGAUGGCCCUAG